Messenger RNA from Salvelinus fontinalis (brook trout), 4055 nucleotides. RefSeq names its product transcription factor E2F1-like. The record is from RefSeq and is a predicted model, not a curated record. Bases 1232 to 2566 code for a protein of 444 amino acids. Lineage: Eukaryota; Metazoa; Chordata; Actinopteri; Salmoniformes; Salmonidae. The transcript has 7 exons. Gene Ontology annotation, cellular component: Rb-E2F complex. Gene Ontology annotation, molecular function: RNA polymerase II cis-regulatory region sequence-specific DNA binding; protein dimerization activity; DNA-binding transcription factor activity, RNA polymerase II-specific. Gene Ontology annotation, biological process: regulation of transcription by RNA polymerase II; G1/S transition of mitotic cell cycle.
GUAAACCUCAACACUUGUUCUGAUCAGCUGGAACAAUAACAACAAUAACACAGUCGGUUUGGCGCUCAGAUUAUAACUUUUAUGGAUGGAUUUCAGUCAAGGUGAUCAACAAGGUGAUCCAUAUAAUUUGUUUAUAGGAUAUGUAGAUUUUUUUGGGGGGAAUAUUUGCCAUUAUUUCGGUUUUGUCGGAUUGGUUCGUGGGUAUGCUGACCAAACGAGAGGGUGAAGAACUGAGUUGGCUGGUAACGUUACUGCAGCAAGCUAGCUAGCAUUCUAAGGUGCCCUAAUUGUCAUUUGAAAGGAUGCGUAAUAAAUCCAGUUAUUCGUCCAAGGUAGCUGAACUAAAAGUUCAGGUUAGUGCAAUAUUGCGUUAGGAAGAAUACAAACUAUUUAGGUUCCUGAUUUGUUUGUAGCUAAUAUGUUGCUGGUACAUUUAGUCUGAAACUGAAUUGGCUUGUGUCUUCUGUCCCUUCCUAACCCUGAAGCCAAAACAACCACUUUUCUUGGCUAACAAUACCAGCUAGGUAGCUAACUAGACUAGCUAAGUUUUUCUAGGUCGUUGCAGUAUUCAAGGAACUCUGCUUGCUAGUAACACAGUAAGCAAAUGAUGAGUUGUGUUUACAAACUGUACCAAACGAACGUUAUUUUGAUGUCAACCAACGUUAGGUAGCGAAUUGACAAAGGGAAAGUAGUUGAUAGAUGUGGCCAGGCCUCACCGCACUCUCAUUGUUAAGAUGAAAACAAUAGAUUGCAUAGAAAAGCUAGCAGCGAGUUAGCACGCUAGCUAACAAUGAUGCAUGUUUAUUUCACUUUUGUAAACUAUAGAUAAAUUAUUCAAUAUAACAAUUUAUCUUGUAUAGCUACGGACUGUCACUACAGUCUGCUAGACUGCAGCUGUCCGAAAGCGCAACAACUGUCUCUAAGGUUAUUUUAUAGCUGGCUAAUUGUGAGGAAGCAUUACCAUGCAUUUUUGAUUUUGUGAGUUUUAGUUGUUGAAGCUUGACUGUCAGUAAGCUAAUGUUAAUAUUAGACAUGCUUAACCUCAGUAUUUGUAAACCAACUCUUCUAAUACGUUUGCACUAUUAUUCUCCCAAAUUAGAGAUGACUUGUGUCAGAAGGUGCUGAUAGUAGCAUAUCAAGCCAUUGGACUUGAAUUCUGCCACAAAAAUUGGACUUGAAUUCUGCCACAAAAGACAAUUUAGGGGACUAGAGCACCCCGGUUGUGUGUGCCAUGUCAGAGGCACUCAUAUCAGGUCAGACGUCGGAGGAUCUUUUGGCAGACUUUGAGUCUCUUUUGAAUGCUGGGAGUAUUGACCUAUCAGAGAACCACCAGAUAGUCAUAAUUUCCACCCCCAGCAAUGUGGGCUUAAACUCAGUUGUCCCCAGCAACACUGGAGAGAUCCUCCUGUUCGCUACCCCCCAAGGCCCUGCGGAUGUGGUCCAGGACCAGCGACGGCCAACUCUGGGACGACCUCCGGUGAAGAGGAAGCUGGACUUGGGCAGUGAUCACCAGUAUGUCAGCACCUCUCGCCCACCCUCUCUUGGGAGGUCCCCAACGUCCACACCAGCACCACCCAGAGUUCCAAAGCCUUUGACAGAGAAGUCUCGCUAUGACACAUCUUUGAACCUGACCACCAAGCGCUUCUUGGACCUGCUAGCCCAGUCUCCUGACGGGGUGGUGGACCUCAACUGGGCCUCACAGGUCCUGGAAGUGCAGAAGAGACGCAUCUAUGACAUCACCAAUGUUUUGGAGGGUAUCCAGCUCAUCUCCAAGAAAUCAAAGAACAACAUACAAUGGCUGGGGAAUCGCAUUGAUGGAGCAUCUGUUUCCCGUUACCAGGACCUACAGAAAGAGGUCUCUGAUUUGACACAGGCGGAGGAGAAACUGGAUGAGCUCAUUACCGAGUGUAACCUCCAGCUCAGACUCCUCACUGAGGAUACCCAGAACAAGAAGCUGGGUUAUUUGAUGUGCCAGGAUCUACGGAAGUCUUUUGACUCUCCUGACCAGCUGGUGAUGGUCAUCAGAGCCCCUCCAGAGACCCAGAUGCAAGUCUCAGAGCCCAGUGAGGGCUAUCAGGUCUCCCUGAAGAGCACCCAGGGUCCCAUUGAUGUCUUCCUGUGUCCAGAGGACAUUUCUGGUGUCUGCAGCCCAGUGACAGGCAUCAGCCCUUCUAAAGCCACAUACCAGAUAAUGCCCCAGCCUGCAGAACAACCACAGUGCAGUUCCACACAGGAAAUGACAUCGUCAACAGCUGCGUCCCAACAGAACUCCUCUCCACUGCCAUUGUUUCGUGAAGCGGGAGCAGUCCUGGAAUGUGACCCGUUCCCCAACUUGGGAGUGCUGCCAGAAUUUGACCUUUCACCCUUGUCAUCCUCUGACUUCCUCAGUGUGGAGGGCCUUGGUAACCCACUGGAUGGGUUCAUCAACCUGUCCCCUCCACAAAGCCACAGCUACCACUUUGGUCUAGAGGAGCAUGAGGGCAUCACUGAACUGUUUGACUCUGACUUUGGAGACUUCACCCCACUAGAGUUGGGGUGGAGAGAAACACCCACAGAACAAGAAUAAGGUUGUAUCUCUAUGGAAACACCCAAUACACACCCAUUUCCCCUCUCAGAAAAGUAUUCCCAUGUGGCUAAAAUACAGAAUUGUACAGCACAGACGGUAAUGGACCAUGUACAGCACAGACAGUAAUGGACCAUGUACAGCACAGACAGUAAUGGCACUUAAGUCGUCUAGCAAAAGAGGUUAGCUUUAGAUGGCUAUUUAAUUUAUUUCUAUACAGAUAAGGUUUUUGUACCAAUUUUUAUUUUAUUUGUCCCCUUAAGUGGCUUGAGAAGGUGUACUUGUGGGAAAUGGACUUAUCAGCUUGGAAGCUAAUACUGAAUUUGUUAUAUUAAGUAGGCAUUUUUGCCAUAGUCUCAGGUGUAAGGAAGAGUCAGACUUUUCUGCUAAGAGUUGGGUUUCAGAUGCAUUUUAAGAAGUCUUACAGUAUGUUGGCCAAUGGUAAUGGCAGGAUAUAGCCUAUGUAGGUUAAGAGACCUUUUCUAGAUUAAGUUUGGGAUGGGGGUUGGGAUGUCAUGCCUUAAAGCAGUGGUUCUCAAUCCUGGUCCUGGGGACCCAAAGGGGUACACAUUUUUGUUUUUGCCCUAGCACUACACACCUGAUUCAAAUCAUCAAAGCCUUUUGAUGAGUUGAUCAUUUGAAUCAGGUGUGUAGUGCUAGGGCAAAAAUAAAAUGUGUACCCCUUUGGGUCCCCAGGACCAGGAUUGAGAACCAGUACCUUAAAGGAAUGAUUCACCCGUUUUGAAUGUUAUAUCGUUUUUGUGCAUCUCUGAGCGGUGUUCUAUCGAUUCCCGGGGUCCUUUCAUGUUUAUCUAAGCUAUUGUCUUUUCAAUCUUGAGAUGCACAAAAACGCUUACAUUCAAAAUGGGCAAACCUUUCCUUUUAACAUUGAUGAGAUCUGUUUGGUAAUCUAAUUACCAAUAAGAAAAUAUGAUCUCUUUUAAAACCUGUCCAUAUUGGUCUACAGUUUGAACAUAUUGUUUUACCAGGCCUUACAUUUGGUUGAUUGUUAGUCAUGCAUUAUAUCACAGUUUGUCAUUAUCAUGAACCUUAUCACAGCUCCUUUUCUGCAGGUCUUAUGCAGUGCCUUAUAAAAAGAAAAAAUGUUGGAUGGAUUCAAUUCAGGUGUUAUUCUGUGUCUAAUUGAGGUGUUUGAAUGAAAGUGUUAGACUUGCAUUUCUUAACAGCAAAUUGUGGAUUACUACUAUUUGGGGCUGUCAGGCUACUGUACUUGAGAAUUCAGCCACUGUGUUAAAAAUGCUUAAGGGAAUUUAACUCUGCAGUCAAUUUCACAUUGUUCAGCGCUUUGUUUUAUAACAACAAUUACAAAAACUUUUUUUUUCACAAAUUCAGUGGUGAAAAUAAUUACUUGUACCAAUCCUAGUGGUUUAUCAAGCAUGUCUUUUGUAUCAAAUUUGUUUUUUGAAGAAUAAAAACAUUGCUAUAUGGGGUAGUUGAUGAUGAUAAAUAAAGUGAAAACAAACUGCAAAGA